Messenger RNA from Lasiosphaeria miniovina, 324 nucleotides. RefSeq names its product poly polymerase and DNA-ligase Zn-finger region-domain-containing protein. NCBI's taxonomy places the organism in Eukaryota, Fungi, Ascomycota, Sordariomycetes, Sordariales, Lasiosphaeriaceae. Gene Ontology annotation, molecular function: DNA binding; zinc ion binding. The transcript has 3 exons. The record is from RefSeq and is a predicted model, not a curated record. The annotation marks the transcript as partial.
GAACUCGCGGCCAACAACCGCGCUGGGUGCAAAGACAAGGUCUGCAAGGACGACAAAGUCAAGAUCAAGAAGGGCGAGCUUCGCCUUGGUACCUGGGUCGAAGUCCAGGACCACCCCGGAAGCUGGAUGUGGAAGCACUGGGGCUGCGUUUCUGGCAGUCAGAUCGAGAACGUCCGUAUCGCCAUCGACAAGGGUGAUGGAGAUUAUGACUGGGACGCCAUUGAUGGCUACGACGAGCUCGAAGACCACUCGGAGAUCCAGGAGAAGAUCCGCCGAGUCUUCACUCAGGGAUUCAUCGAUCCCGAGGAUUUCAAUGGCGUAAGU